Molecule: messenger RNA, 2874 nt
Organism: Penicillium bovifimosum
Lineage: Eukaryota; Fungi; Ascomycota; Eurotiomycetes; Eurotiales; Aspergillaceae
Exons: 1
Coding region: 1-2874 (957 amino acids)
Molecular function (GO): microtubule binding
Source: RefSeq, a predicted model, not a curated record
AUGCCUCCAAAACAUUCAGAUUUACAAGACGAUUCCUUUUCGCUCACCAAUUUGGACGACGAAUUGAUAGGCACUUCGACCCGACGUGUUGACCAGCUCGAUUACCAGAUCGACACUUCAACGAUGGACCAGGCUUUCCCCGAAUUCUCCAUGGUUCAGACGUCUGAAGAGGAAGAACACGAAAUGGACGACGAUCUUUCACAUAGCGACAUGGAUAUGUCCGUUGAAGUUGGACGCGGGGCUGGCAAGCCAGAACGCGACGACUCGCGAAGCUCGAUCAUGAGCUUCGACAACAGUGUGCGCUCAUCCUCACCCGCCAUACGCGUUGAAUACCCCACCCCACAAAAGCCCGCUGCUGCGACUCGUCCGACGCGUCGUGCAGUCAGCGAAAAUCUACGAAAGAAUGCUCAGGUCCGACGAGCAACCCAAGCACAGAAGGAAACCAUGAGCCCGCAAGUGACAAAGACCCAACGCGAUCAGCGUCGGACACUCUCAGAAAUGCACGCAAAAGUACGUGACACCUACGAAGGAUCCUUCUUGGAAGACGAACGACCUGCUCCUAUCGCCACGAAGACGCGCUCUACGCGAUUUGGGAACGUGAACACCUCGCAGGAGAUCGCAGACGCCAUCGAGCGAGCUUCGCGGGAUGCUUACGCGAAGGAAGUGCGCAAAGCAUCCUCCAAUGCAGGUACUCCUCGCAAAAGCAGUGCCAAUGCAGCCAACACCAACACUGUUGGUGACACCAUGACUCACCAAUCUUUCCUUCUUCCCGACCUCCCUAAUAUCUCUGAACUCGUCUCCGGUGUCUACGAAGAUGGCACGCCCGUUUACAAUCGACAGGGCAAAAUGCGCUCUACACGAUUCGUUUCCCCGCUUCAUGAUCACACAGAAAUGUCUCUUCCUCACGAGCACAUGCCGCUGGAUGCGGUACCCGUUCCCGAAGACGAGAAAGCGUUGUUUGUUCAUUUGAGAUUGCUCCAAGACAAGGUGGCGGAGCUGGAGAUGUUCAAGGCCGAGGCAGAGAGAAAGAUGGACAGUUACCGUCAUGAGAACGCGUCGCUGAAGGCGAACAGAUCUCGUCAGUCAGCGAAAGACCCAGAAGAUAAUGACUACAAAAAGGCAUCUAAGCGGUUGAUAAGCGAGAACCAGAAGUUGGAUGCAGCCAACCUCGCUUUACAGAAUCAGCUUGACAUUGCCGAUCGAAAGGCCCAGGUACAGGAGUCAGCUAUCAAGCGCUUGAACCAUGACAGAGAGUCGGCGAUUUCGCAACUCGGAGCCGCUUAUCUUGAAGCACGGGAAUACAAAGCCGAGAAUGAGGAAUUGAGACGGGAGAAUGCCGAUCUCAGGUCUCAGCUCAGCCGAUACACAAGCCGCAAGGCGCGUGAACAGGACACCGCCGAGUCUGAAGCCAGCUCAGCCGUGUCUGAUGCUGAUGACGGUCAAAGUUACACGGAGCGCAGUGGAGACAUGAGUCGGAGCACACGAGACAUCACAUCAAAGAGCAACCGGUCUACUACGAGGACCAAGCGUCAGGAUGACUCCCGCAACAAGGUGUCGACCCAAGUGGAUAGGGAGCUCUCUCGUCUCGAGAGGGAACGUGCCGAGGAGGCUCUUUUCUCCAUUGAUAUGCGGUCAUCUAGGCCCACCUCGGCCACGAAGCCAUCGAAUUCAGCUGCGCCUCGUUCUUCCGAAUCGAAGAGCGCACAGAAAAAACCCAACACCAGCAAGCAGCGCGUGAAGCGGGUGGUAGUUGAGGAUACCACCGGGCCAGAAGUGUCUGAGCAGACCAAGGCUUCAUCUGAAACAGAUCUCACUUUGUUGAGUGUUAUUGACGAGCAUGAAAUCUCCCGUUUACGCAAGACCUUGGAAGAAGAGAGAAUGAUGCGCAAACGACGCGCGAGUGCUCCUAAGGAAACCAACCCCACGGAGACCGUCAACUCGACAAGACAGAGCAUUCUGAAGACACCGGCGCCUCGAAAGUCAUCCCUUCGCGAACCAAGAGCAGAAAUCCCUCGCCCAGCAUCGGCUCUCGGUGAUAUCACCGCCGCCUCAAAAGCAACCACCGAUGGAGACAAAAGUCUCACAGUCCCAAUCGCAGAGCGUCCUCGACGCCAUUCCGACCAUUCAUUGCCCACCCCAUCCCAGCGCAAGAAGCAGCGACCUGUUACUGACAUGACCUCCGCUUUCAUCCUCCCUGAUAUCACCCUCCAUCACGUGGACAUGGCAGCCUCUGAUCCAUCCAAGCUGCCACAAGCCACCCAAAAAGCAUUGGACAGUAUUGCUCAGCACAAUGGACAGAACUGCACAGUAUGCAAAGGCCACUGCGCCGACGGUACAUGCAACCACGAGUCUGUAAAUAUCCCUAAACCGAUCCCCGUCUCAGAGCGAAUGCCCAAGCCAUCCGUCUACAACGAAGAACCGACCAUGCGCCCCUCGCAACCUCCCGCCGUUGCCCUGGCCACUGUUCUCAAGGCCCUGGAGGACGAACUGUCUCACCUGAAGAUGCAGCUGGUUACAUACCAGAGUGCCUACAACAAGCUCGACGCAUCACUUGGCAAGCGCCCGCGCAAGGCACUCCAGGAAAAGCUCGACAAGAUCUUCAAGGAUAUCGAUAUGAAAUCCGACCAGAUCUACGCUCUCUACGAUGUUCUAGAGGGUCAGAAGCAGGACGGUCGGGAGAUGACUGAACGUGAAAUGGAAAUGACCCUCGAGUCAAUUGGAAUUGAUGUUGCGUCACACCCAGAUGUCACGGCCACUACGGACAAGUCUUCUCGUCAUGGCCGCAUUGAUUUGGAUGAUGAGGAGAGCUUGCCCUGGGAGGGAAUUGAGAGUACUGCUGAGCUGACUGGUCACCUUUCUGUGGGCGGUCACUGA